GUUGUGUGCAGGUGUGCAGAAUGGAUGACCAAGGCUGCCCGAGAUGUAAAACCACCAAGUACAGGAACCCGUCUCUGAAACUGAUGGUGAAUGUGUGCGGACAUACACUAUGUGAAAGUUGUGUAGAGUUGUUGUUUGUAAGAGGGUCGGGUUCAUGCCAGGAAUGCGAUACUCCACUUAGAAAAAGCAACUUUAAAGUCCAGCUCUUCGAAGAUCCAACCAUAGACAAAGAAGUGGAAAUACGGAAGAAAAUUCUGAAAAUAUACAAUAAACGUGAAGAAGACUUUCCAUCUCUAAGAGAAUACAAUGAUUUUUUAGAAGAAAUUGAAGAAAUAGUGUUAAAUUUGACCAACAAUGUAGAUCUUGACAAUACCAGAAGAAAAAUAGAUAUGUAUCAAAAGGAAAACAAAGACACAAUCCAAAGAAACAAGAUAAAAAUGACAAGGGAGCAAGAAGAACUGGAGGAAGCUUUGGAAAUGGAGAAACAUGAAAAUGAGCAGAGGAGGCUUCAUCUUCAGAAAGAAGAGCAAUUCCAGCAAAUGAUGAAAAGAAAGAAUAAGCAAGAACUCCUGGACCAGCUGGAAACCUCUCACCUUCCUGCCUCUAUCCUCCUGGCACAACACAAGGGCAAGUCAGUGCAAGCUGAAAUGCAGGUGGAAAAGCCAAGAUCCUUUAAGACCGAUACAUUUUCCACUGGCAUCAAGAAAGGUCACCACAUUGCUUCUGUGCCAGUUACGAAGAUUGAAGAGGCUUUAUAUCAGUACCAGCCUAUUCACAUUGAAACUUACGGCCCACAAGUUCCACACAUAGAAAUGCUGGGAAGGCAAGGGUAUCUGAACCAUGUACGAGCUGCCGCCCCGCAGGAUUUAGCCGGAGGCUACGUUUCCUCUCUUGCCUGCCACAGGGCACUACAGGACGCCUUUAGCGGACUAUUCUGGCAGACACAUUAGCCCAUGUAUCCCAGGCUGGAAGAAAUGGAGACGUUGGCGUGGAAUCAGGAUUUAACAUGAGCAGAUCUGGUAAAACGACUGCCAUCUGCACCAGCUGCUGUGCACUUUUAUAAUGGGAGCUGUGUUUAAGCACCAGAAAUGCUGGAGUGAGAAUGCAUUUUGGAAAGCUAAAAAAAUACAUUUUUGCUCCUAAAGCACAACUGAAACAACAAGCCAUGUCUGAUGCCAUUUAACUCACUGGCAAUUACUGUAGUUGUAACAUUUUGUUUAUUUUUAAAUAAAAGCAACUUUUAU
Xenopus laevis (African clawed frog) is the source of this 1244-nucleotide messenger RNA. It is a transcript of the gene mnat1.L, whose product is annotated as MNAT1, CDK activating kinase assembly factor L homeolog. NCBI's taxonomy places the organism in Eukaryota, Metazoa, Chordata, Amphibia, Anura, Pipidae. Gene Ontology annotation, molecular function: cyclin-dependent protein serine/threonine kinase activator activity. The record is from RefSeq and is marked provisional. Gene Ontology annotation, cellular component: transcription factor TFIIH holo complex; nucleus. Gene Ontology annotation, biological process: nucleotide-excision repair; DNA repair; regulation of transcription by RNA polymerase II.